AUUCUUAAGAUAACUUUUUUUUUUCCAGGGAUGAAUGCCGCGGUACGUGCCGUGGUUCGAAUGGGGUUAUAUGUGGGAGCAAAAGUUUAUUUCAUUCAUGAGGGGUAUCAGGGUAUGGUGGACGGUGGAGAGAACAUAGAGGAAGCCUCAUGGGAAAGUGUCUCCAGCAUGCUACAAGUGGGUGGGACCGUUAUCGGUAGCGCCCGCUGUAAAGAGUUCCGCAGCCAUGAGGGUCGCCUGAAGGCAGCACACAACCUGGUGCUGCAGGGCAUCACCAACCUGUGUGUGAUCGGAGGAGACGGCAGUCUGACCGGGGCCAACCUCUUCAGGGAGGAGUGGAGCGGGCUGCUGACGGAGCUGGUGGACCAAGGCUUAAUUGAAGCUGAUGCUGUUCAGAAGUAUUCGGCCCUUCACAUCGUGGGCAUGGUCGGCUCCAUCGAUAACGACUUCUGUGGAACUGACAUGACAAUCGGCACGGACUCAGCUCUGCACAGAAUCAUCGAAGUGGUGGACGCAAUCAUGACAACUGCACAGAGUCACCAGAGAACAUUUGUGUUAGAGGUCAUGGGCAGACACUGCGGCUACCUGGCCUUGGUCAGCGCCCUGGCUUGCGGAGCAGACUGGGUGCUGAUACCUGAGAUGCCCCCGGAGGACGGCUGGGAGGACAAGAUGUGUCAAAAACUGUCUGCGACCCGUUCCAGGGGCACAAGGCUGAACAUAAUCAUAGUUGCAGAGGGAGCCAUUGACAGGCAUGGAACGCCUAUUACUUCUGGUAUAGUCAAGGAUCUUGUUGUCAAAUGCCUGGGUUUCGACACACGAGUGACAAUCCUGGGGCAUGUGCAGAGAGGAGGAACCCCAUCUGCUUUUGACCGCAUCCUGGCCAGUCGUAUGGGUGUUGAGGCUGUUCUCGCCCUUCUGGAGACCACAGCUAACACACCAGCCUGCGUGGUGUCUCUGCGCGGGAACCAAUCGGUGCGCCUGCCUCUGAUGGAGUGUGUGCAGAUGACUCAAGAAGUGCAGAGGGCCAUGGACGGGAAGCGGUUUGAGGAGGCGGUGAAGCUUCGGGGCAGGAGUUUUGAAAACAACCUGAGGACGUACAAACUGCUUGCUCACCGUAAACCAGAAUCCGAACUGCCAGUCGUAAGUCAACCCUUGACAUUUCCUGAAAACAGUGACAGGGCUGUCAGCUCU
This is a messenger RNA of Notothenia coriiceps (black rockcod), 1191 nucleotides long. Its product is annotated as ATP-dependent 6-phosphofructokinase, platelet type-like. Gene Ontology annotation, cellular component: 6-phosphofructokinase complex; membrane. Gene Ontology annotation, molecular function: monosaccharide binding; ATP binding; AMP binding. Lineage: Eukaryota; Metazoa; Chordata; Actinopteri; Perciformes; Nototheniidae. Gene Ontology annotation, biological process: fructose 1,6-bisphosphate metabolic process; fructose 6-phosphate metabolic process; canonical glycolysis. The transcript is spliced from 11 exons. The record is from RefSeq and is a predicted model, not a curated record. The annotation marks the transcript as partial.